AUGGAGACCCUCACGGCCCAAGAUGUAUCGUCAUCGUCCCGGUCAUCCCCUCCGGGUCGCCCUACCUCUCCCCGUGCGACCACCACAUCCUUCUCUUUCCCUUCCAGCUCCGCGACCUCGUCCGGCUCUCCUCCCGGCCCGCCGGGACACACCCUCCGUCGCUCAACAACCAUAGACGAGGCCUCGCGGCUCCGUGGCGGAGCCUCCUUCGCCUCCCCCUCUCCAUCCGAGCACCUCGACUCGCCCCCGAUUGGCCUCCGACGGCGCAGCUCGACCUUCUCCGACUUCAGCAUAUCCGAAGCUCGGCGAUCAAUGCGAGAUGGCACCCAGGACAUCCUGAACCCAAGUGGGGCGAAACAUGACAUGGGCCAGGAUGGCUCAGGUGCCCUGGCCAACUUGCCUAUCGCUUUUGCACUGCUGCCAGCACUGGUUGGAGUGCUUUUUGAGGGUGGCAGCCAGCUUAUCACCGAUAUCAUGCUGUUGGGCCUGGUAUUCGUCUUUCUCCGAUAUACCGUCACACAGCCAUGGCAAUGGUAUCACUCGGCCCAGGAGCUACGCAUCAGGCAGGAAGUUGGGCUGGAGCACGUGUCUGAGGAUGGGAGCGAGCUGGACAUGGCGCCGAGCAAGAGGGCGUCUAUUGUGACGCUGGACGAUGUGCCCGAAGAGAAUCUCGAGGACGACCAACAACCCUCUCAGCCGAAACACGAAGACUCUGAGACGCGGAGGAAACUGGAGGGAAAAUCACCCGCGGGACAGUCCAGUCGCACCAGGUCCCAGGAAGCAGCCGUUAACGAGCUUUACGUCCACGAAGUCCUCGCUCUGUUGGCUUGCUUCCUUAGCCCUGUCAUCGGCGCGUACCUUCUCCAUGCUAUUCGGAACCAGCUUAGCCGGCCCUCUGAAGGACUCCUUACCAACUUCAAUAUCUCAGUGUUUCUCCUCGCAGCUGAGCUCCGCCCUCUGUCCCACGCUCUCAAGCUCAUCCAGGCUCGCACCCUGCACCUUCAAAGAAUAGUCAGGCUCACGCCCACCCCGCCUUCGACGACAGCACAGCUCGAGGAAAUGCGUCUCCGCCUCGCGCAGCUUGAGCUCCGCGCGGAAGCAGCGGAGGCGGUGACUGCACAAACACUCGAGAUCUCAGCUCAGCGGCAGCAACAGCAGCAGCAGAACAGCGGGUUGAAGCAAGGGCCGGCACUUGUCAGAGAAGUACGGAAUGCGAUCCAGCCCGAACUGGACGCCUUGAAUCGUGCGGUCCGGCGGUACGAGAAGAAGGCCACAGUAUUGGCCUUGCAGACGGAGUCGCGACUGGGCGCUGUCGACACCCGGCUGAGCGAUGCGAUAGCACUGGCGGCGGCGGCUGCAAAGCAGAGCAACCAGGCACAGUGGAGCUUCACCGCGCUUUUGAGAUGGUGUGCUGAGUCUCUGGUGUCUUUCGUCUUGAUCCCUUACCAUGUGAAUUUCGUCGACGACCUACAGAUGUUCGUCUGCCAUGAACUGGACGCCGUCGCGACUACCAGCAACAUCGGGUAA
Diaporthe citri is the source of this 1527-nucleotide messenger RNA. RefSeq lists its product as uncharacterized. The record is from RefSeq and is a predicted model, not a curated record. Bases 1 to 1527 code for a protein of 508 amino acids. Lineage: Eukaryota; Fungi; Ascomycota; Sordariomycetes; Diaporthales; Diaporthaceae. The transcript is spliced from 2 exons.